GCAUUGUAAAAAUUAUUCACCAGCCUCAUACACAUAUUAAGUUCUGAGCUUCUACAAUGGAGUUAACUUAUCUCUCUGUUUUCGCUGUAUUUUGUUUGAUUUUGGUGGGAAUCAAUGCUUCACAAUCGGGGGAAGAUUAUUGGAAAACCAUUUGGCCAAACACUCCUAUGCCUAAGGCUCUCUCGGAUUUGUUGCAGCCUGAAAGCACGAGCAAUCUACCCAUCAGAGGUGAAGAAAAUAAGCAAUAUUGGACCAUCUUUUUUGAACAUGACUUAUAUCCUGGAAAUAAAAUUAGUUUGGGCUUCAACAAGAGUAAUGAUAAGUCUCAACCAUUAGGAGCAGUAAAAUGGGAUAAAAAUGAAAUUCAACCUUUUGGAAGUCUCACAUGGCUUAAAAAAACAAGUGAAGAAAGAAAUCAACCUUUUGGAGUUGCCGCAUGGUGGCUUCAAAAAACAAGUGAAGAAAGAAAUCAACCUUUUGGAUUCAGAGCUUGGAGGUGGAAUGAAAAACCUAGCCAACCUUUUGAAGCUCACACAUGGGGUGGAAAAGAAAGACAAAGUUUUGACAACUAUUGUAUACGUCCAUCUGCUAUAGGGGAAGAGAAGUAUUGUGCAUUAUCCCUUAAAUCAAUGAUGAAUUUUGCCAUAUCAAAGCUUGGAACUAAUAUUAAGGUGAUUUCAAGUUCCUUUGCCCAAAACCAAGAUCAAUAUAAGGUGGAUGAAGUGAAGAAAAUUGGAGACAAAGCAGUGAUGUGUCAUAGAUUGAAUUUCAAAGACAUGGUAUUUUAUUGCCACCAAGUUAAUGCAACAACAGUUUACAUGGUGCUAUUGGUGGCUUCUGAUGGAACUAAAGCUAAGGCACUAACUAUUUGUCACCAUGAUACAAGAGGAAUGAAUCCUGAUGUUCUUUAUGAACUUCUCAAAGUCAAGCCUGGAACCAUCCCUAUUUGCCAUUUUGUUGGCAACAAGGCUAUUGCUUGGGUGCCUGACUCGUCUUAAAGUUUGAUAUAGGGGGAAAUAUUUUGUGCAAAUAACAAACCUUGUGUAUAAAGUAUAAUCCAUGUAUUUGAAAUAAAUAUAGUUCUUAACUAAUUAGAACUAUUAGUUUGGCACACAUUGGUGGCCUAAGUCCAAUGUAAUGUAUGUUCGACUUGAUAAUGAACAAAAAAGUUUGUGUAUUUGAUGUAA
Molecule: messenger RNA, 1187 nt
Organism: Medicago truncatula (barrel medic)
Lineage: Eukaryota; Viridiplantae; Streptophyta; Magnoliopsida; Fabales; Fabaceae
Exons: 3
Coding region: 57-998 (313 amino acids)
Source: RefSeq, a predicted model, not a curated record